Messenger RNA from Lampris incognitus (smalleye Pacific opah), 3540 nucleotides. RefSeq names its product mediator complex subunit 15 (gene med15). Gene Ontology annotation, biological process: regulation of DNA-templated transcription. Bases 68 to 2572 code for a protein of 834 amino acids. NCBI's taxonomy places the organism in Eukaryota, Metazoa, Chordata, Actinopteri, Lampriformes, Lampridae. The record is from RefSeq and is a predicted model, not a curated record. The transcript has 18 exons. Gene Ontology annotation, molecular function: transcription coregulator activity.
GUCUGCGUAAAACACCAAAAUUAAGAAGCAAGGACCUUUGUAUUUCUUUAAAAUUAAUUUUUUUGCAAUGGACGUCGCCGGAGCAGACAGUGACUGGAGGAGCCCCCAGUUCAGGCAAAAAGUUGUUGCUCAAAUUGAAGAUGCUAUGAGAAAGGCGGGCACCGCACACACCAAGUCCAGCAACGACAUGGAGAAUCACGUUUAUGUCAAAGCAAAAUCAAGAGAGGAAUAUUUGUCUUUGGUUGCGAGAUUAAUUAUACACUUCAGAGAUAUUCACAAGAAGGCACAUGGGGCUCCAGAUCCCAUGAAUGCCCUGACUAACCUGACAGGGGUUGGAGGGGGCCCAGGUGGCAUUGGCAUGGGGCCUCGCCCCACCGGUCCGCCGAUGGGUGGCAUGGGGCCAAUGGGGCAGAUGCAGAUAGGCCAGCAUGCCAUGGCAGGUGUGGCUGGAAACCCACAAGCCAUAGGAGGUCCAGGCCAAAUGCAGAUGCAGCAGAUUGUUCAGGCGCAGCAGCAACAGUCUAUCCAGUUCCAGCAGUUCCAGCAGGCCCAACAGCAGCAGCAGCAACAGCAGCAGCAGCAGCAGCAGCAGCAGCAGCAGCAGCAGCAGCAGCAGCAGCAGCAGCAGAAUGUUGCUAUGCAGCAGGCCCAGCAACAGCAGAAUGUUGCUAUGCAGCAGGCCCAGCAACAGCAAAGUGUUGCUAUGCAACAGCAACAGCAGCAGCAGCAACAGCAGCAGAAUGCCGCCAUGCAGCAGCAGUUCCAGGUCCAGCAGCAUCUGAAGCUGCAGCAGCUGCAACAGCAGCACCACCAGAACCAGCAACAGCAAGCCCAGAACCAGCAACAGCAGAACCAAAUACACUCUCCAUUCUCCACCCUGCGUCCUCAGAUGCACCCGUCAAGACUCCAACAGCAACAGCAGAUAGUUCAGCUCCAGCUCCAGCAGCAGCACGCCCAGGCUCAAGCUCAGGCCCAGGCCCAGGCCCAGGCCCAAGCUCAAGCUCAGGCCCAGGCCCAAGCUCAGGCCCAAGCACAGGCCCAGGCCCAGGCCCAGUCCAUCCAGCACAUGGUCCAGCAGCAGCAGGUCCAGGCUCAGUCUCAACCCCAGACUGGCCAGCUUCCCCCCCACUCCCAGCAGCAACAGCAGCAACCUGGCAUGGCCCCCCAGUCCCUGGCUGGCCAGAUGCCCCCUGCUCAGCACGUAUCUAUCAGCUCCCUUAACCAACAGCAGCAACAGCACCUCAAGAUACAAGCCCUGCAGGCCAGAGCAGCCUUGCAGCAACAGCAGCAACAACAGCAACAGCAGCAGCAGCAGCAGCAGCAGCAUCAGGCCCAGCAGGCAGCAGCACAGGCCCAGCUUGCUGCAGCUGCAGCCGGACCUGGCCCGAUGAUGAUCCGCCCCGGGAUGCAAAUUCCAACCCGGUUGACCCGCCCCGCCCCGAACCCUGCCAUACCACCUUCAAACCCUGCUGCAAUGGGAGGACAGCAGAUGCCACAGGUUCAACAACAUCAGAUGAUGUCAUCGCCCUCCCCAGUGCAGGUGCAGACACCUCAGUCCAUGCCUCCCCCUCCACAGCCAUCACCCCAGCCCCCCACCUCACAGCCCAACUCAGCCAGUUCGGGUCCCACCCCUUCACCAGGGGGGUUCCAGCCCAGCCCAUCCCCCCAGCCAUCUCAGAGCCCGGCCACAGCACGCACUCCUCAGAAUUAUGGCGUCCCCUCCCCCGGACCCCUCAACACCCCAGGAAACCCCAGUUCUGUGAUGAGUCCGGCAGGUGCCACAUCUCUGGAGGACCAGCAGUACAUGGAGAAACUCAAACAACUCUCCAAGUACAUUGAACCUCUACGCAGGAUGAUAAACAAAAUAGACAAAAAUGAAGACAGGAAGAAGGACCUCAGCAAGAUGAAGAGUUUACUGAACAUCCUCACAGACCCUAACACAAGAUGUCCUCUGAAGACCCUGCAGAAGUGUGAGAUAGCACUGGAGAAAUUGAAGAACGACAUGGCAGUGCCUACUCCACCUCCUCCGCCAGUGGCCACCAAGCAACAGUACCUGUGUCAGCCUCUUCUGGAUGCAGUCAUGGCUAACAUCCGCUCCCCAGUGUUCAACCACUCCCUCCACCGCACUUUUGCCCCUGCUAUGACUGCCAUCCACGGACCACCCAUCAUGGGUCCCAGUAUCGCUGGCAGGAAGAGGAAACAGGAGGAUGAUGAACGGCAGACCAUUCCCAACAUCCUGCAGGGUGAGGUGGCUCGCCUUGAUGUCAAGUUUCUGGUUAACCUGGAUCCCUCCUACUGCAGCAACAAUGGCACCGUUCACCUCGUCUGUAAACUAGAUGAUAAGAACCUACCUAGUGUCCCUCCCCUCCAGCUGAGUGUCCCUGCAGACUACCCAGACCAAAGCCCCCAUUGGGCUGAUGAUGGAGAACACUAUGGUGCCAACACCUUCCUGCAGACUGUUCACAAGAACAUGACCUCCAAGCUGCUCCAGCUCCCUGACAAGCAUUCAGUAACUGAACUGCUCAACACCUGGGCCCAAAGUGUCCGACAGGCCUGCCUCUCUGCAGCAUGAGCAGCACAAGAACUGUGCGCCUCACCAAAGAUGGACCCAAACAGAAACCCUGCAGGAAAAAAAGUCAGUGAGCAAGGAAGGGGUUUGGUUUUCUUGCUCAAGGACACCUCUGGACAUUAUGGCUAGUGCAGGGAUCUUGCCUAACCCUCAUCAUCAUUCCGACAUUGUUAGAAAGGAACUAGACCUCACCUUUGAAGCGCUAGGCAUUUUUAGCAAUACCACAAUCAAUUAUAAUCAACCACAAAAUCGUUCCUUUCUUUUGUUCAUUUCAGAUUGCUGUAGCUUUUCAUCUCCAGUUAAGGCUUGGGUUUGGCAGGCAGUUUGUGGGAAGGCAAGGUAUACAUUUUUAACAUUCAGUUUCCCUAUCCAUAUCAGAAUUCCCUGGCUACUAUGUUUUAACUGACAACUAGAGUUUUAGAAUAGAAUGUGAACUCUAACUCAUGAUUGACUGCCUUCUAAAGUCACUGGUACAGCAGAUAAGCUAGCCGGUAACAGCCUAAAUUUGCUAGGAUUUUGGCUAGUUGACUGUAUUAACUUAUUAGUGUUUUCCAGGGAGGUUGAAGUCAUCUUAUUUAGGUAAAACGUGAGCUGCAGCUUUGUAUGAAAGCCCAUAACAAAGCUUCAGAGGGUGAACCAGUCAAUGAAAGAGUGAGACAGGAAUGUAGAUAACACGUUGUGUGUAUCAUUUUGUCUCAGUUUAAUGAAAUGAUGCAGUGUAAACUGGUAAAUGUUUUAUGAGUAAUCCAUUUCUAUUUGCCUUUAUUAGAUUUAAUUUCUCUAUUCGAUGGAAUUUUGGUGGGAGAUGAAAGCGGAUAAGAGGUCUAUAAAAGUCAUUUCAAUUUUGCUACCACAAGAGAGUGUUUAUGGCAGACUACAUUUAGAUCUGCCAAGAAGAUGCUGAGGGGGGGAAGGCUUUGACGUGUAUAUAUACUGUCUUUUGAUAUCAUAAAUAAAUACUUUUCUGUCAG